Messenger RNA from Neogale vison (American mink), 5675 nucleotides. RefSeq names its product ATPase copper transporting alpha (gene ATP7A). The transcript has 23 exons. Bases 235 to 4734 code for a protein of 1499 amino acids. Gene Ontology annotation, cellular component: membrane. Gene Ontology annotation, molecular function: ATP binding; copper ion binding; ATPase-coupled monoatomic cation transmembrane transporter activity. NCBI's taxonomy places the organism in Eukaryota, Metazoa, Chordata, Mammalia, Carnivora, Mustelidae. The record is from RefSeq and is a predicted model, not a curated record. Gene Ontology annotation, biological process: monoatomic cation transport.
GGCGGUGGGUGGAGGAAGAGAAGCCGUGGGAGUGCCGCCGCCACCGCCGCUGCCGACGCCACCGCGGCCGCUGUCCCCGACGCCGCCGCCCCCCUUCCCACGGCACCACUACUGUUUCUUCUCCUUGUGUGUGAGAUUGGAACCUGCGCGUGGAUCUGCCGUUGCCACGGGCUGCGUAGCUCGCGAGGUUUCAGCAUAGGAAAGAAAAACCAGGAAUGUAAAGAAGAAAUCAAGAUGGAUCGAAGUAUGUGUGUGGAUUCGGUCACCAUCUCUGUUGAGGGGAUGACAUGUAGUUCCUGUGUUUGGACCAUUGAGCAGCGGAUUGGAAAACUGAAGGGUGUACAUCAUAUUAAAGUUUCACUGGAAGAAAAAAAUGCAGCUAUUAUAUAUGACCCUAAACUACAAACUCCAAAGACCCUACUGGAAGCUAUUGAUGACAUGGGCUUUGAUGCUAUUCUCCACAAUCCUAAUCCUCUCCCUGUUUCAACUGAGACUGUGUUUCUGACUGUUGCUGCUUCACUAGCUGUGCCAUGGGACCAUAUCCAAAACACAUUGCUCAAGACCAAGGGUGUGACAGACAUUAAAAUUUACCCUCAGCAAAGAACUGUAGUGGUGACGGUAAUCCCUUCUAUAGUGAAUGCCAAUCAAAUAAUAGAGCUGCUUCCAGAUCUAAGUUUAGAUACUGGAACUCUGGAGAAAAAGUCAGGAACUUGUGAAGAUUACAGUCUGGCUCAAGCAGGUGAAGUCAUGCUGAAGAUGAAAGUAGAAGGGAUGACUUGCCAUUCAUGCACCAGCACCAUUGAAGGGAAAAUUGGGAAGCUGCAAGGUGUUCAGCGAAUUAAAGUUUCCCUGGACAACCAAGAAGCUACUAUUGUUUAUCAGCCUCAUCUUAUCACAGCAGAGGAAAUAAAAAAGCAGAUUGAAGCUGUGGGCUUUCCAGCAUUCAUCAAAAAACAGCCCAAGUACCUCAAAUUGGGGGCUAUUGAUAUAGAACGCCUAAAGAACACACCAGUCAAAUCCUCAGAAGGAUCACAGCAAAGGAGUCCAUCAUAUACCAGUGAUUCAACAGCCACUUUCCUUAUAGAUGGCAUGCAUUGUAAAUCAUGUGUAUUAAAUAUUGAAAGUACUUUAUCUACACUCCAAUAUGUAAGCAGUGUCAUAGUUUCUUUAGAGAAGAGAUCUGCCAUUGUAAAGUACAAUGCAAGCUCAGUCACUCCAGAAACCCUCAGAAAAGCAAUAGAAGCCAUGUUACCAGGGCAAUAUAGAGUUAGUAUUACAAGUGAAGUUGAGAGUAUCUCAAACUCUCCCUCUAGCUCAUCUCUUCAAAAGAUCCCUUUGAGCAUAGCUAGCCAUCCGCUGACUCAACAAACUGUGAUAAACAUUGAUGGAAUGACUUGUAAUUCUUGUGUUCAGUCUAUUGAGAGUGUCAUAUUAAAAAAGGCAGGUGUAAAAUCCAUACAAGUAUCUCUUGCAAAUGGCAAUGGGACUGUUGAGUAUGAUCCUCUACUAACCACUCCAGAAACCUUGAGAGAAGCAAUAGAAGACAUGGGAUUUGAUGCUGCCUUGUCAGAUACAAAUGAGCCAUUUGUAAUAAUAGCUCAGACCUCAUCGGAAAUGCCGCUUUUGACCUCAACAAAUGAAUUUUAUACUAAAAUGAUGACACCAAUUAAUGACGCAGAAGCAAAGACUACAUCUAAGUGUUACAUACAGGUCACUGGUAUGACUUGUGCUUCCUGUGUAGCAAACAUUGAACGGAAUUUAAGACGAGAAGAAGGAAUAUAUUCUGUACUUGUGGCUCUGAUGGCUGGCAAGGCAGAAGUAAGGUAUAAUCCUGCUGUUAUACAACCACCAAUGAUAGCUGAGUUCAUCCGAGAGCUUGGAUUUGGAGCCACUAUGAUAGAAAAUGCUGAUGAAGGAGAUGGUGUUUUGGAACUUGUUGUAAGAGGAAUGACAUGUGCCUCCUGUGUACAUAAAAUAGAGUCUACCCUCACAAAACACAGAGGGAUCUUCUAUUGCUCUGUGGCCCUGGCAACCAACAAAGCACAUAUUAAAUAUGACCCAGAAAUUAUUGGUCCCAGGGAUAUUAUCCAUCGAGUUGAAAGCUUAGGUUUUGAAGCUUCUUUGGUCAAGAAGGAUCGAUCAGCAAGCCACCUGGACCAUAAACGAGAAAUAAGACAGUGGAGACGUUCCUUCCUUGUGAGCCUCUUUUUUUGUAUUCCUGUAAUGGGGCUGAUGAUAUAUAUGAUGGCUAUGGAUCACCAUCUUACAACUCUUCACCAUAAUAAGAACAUAAGCCAAGAAGAAAUGAUCAAAAUUCAUUCUUCUAUGUUCCUGGAGCGCCAGAUCUUGCCAGGACUGUCCAUUAUGAAUUUGCUAUCCUUUCUAUUGUGUGUACCUGUACAGUUUUUUGGAGGCUGGUACUUCUACAUUCAGGCCUACAAAGCACUGAGGCAUAAAACUGCAAAUAUGGAUGUACUGAUUGUGCUGGCAACCACCAUCGCAUUUGCCUACUCUCUGGUUAUUCUUCUGGUUGCAAUGUAUGAAAGAGCCAAAGUAAACCCUAUAACUUUCUUUGAUACGCCUCCUAUGCUAUUUGUAUUUAUUGCCCUGGGCCGGUGGCUGGAACAUAUAGCAAAGGGCAAAACAUCAGAGGCUCUUGCCAAGCUAAUUUCACUACAAGCUACGGAGGCAACUAUUGUAACUCUUGACUCUGAUAAUAUUCUCUUAAGUGAAGAACAAGUGGAUGUGGAACUCGUACAACGCGGAGACAUCAUUAAAGUUGUUCCAGGAGGCAAAUUUCCAGUGGAUGGUCGUGUUAUUGAAGGCCAUUCCAUGGUAGAUGAGUCCCUUAUCACAGGGGAGGCAAUGCCUGUGGCUAAGAAAUCUGGCAGCACAGUAAUCGCUGGUUCCAUUAACCAGAAUGGGUCGCUGCUUAUCCGUGCAACCCAUGUUGGAGCUGACACAACACUUUCUCAAAUUGUCAAACUUGUGGAAGAGGCGCAAACAUCAAAGGCUCCUAUCCAACAGUUUGCAGACAAACUCAGUGGCUACUUUGUUCCUUUUAUUGUUAUUGUUUCCAUUGCUACUCUCUUGGUUUGGAUUAUAAUUGGAUUUCUGAAUUUUGAAAUUGUGGAAACCUACUUUCCUGGAUAUAACAGAAGUAUCUCCCGAACAGAAACGAUAAUACGCUUUGCUUUCCAAGCCUCUAUCACAGUUCUGUGCAUUGCAUGCCCCUGUUCACUGGGACUAGCCACUCCAACUGCCGUGAUGGUGGGUACAGGAGUAGGAGCUCAAAAUGGCAUACUAAUCAAAGGUGGCGAGCCACUGGAGAUGGCUCAUAAGGUGAAGGUAGUGGUGUUUGAUAAGACUGGAACGAUUACCCAUGGAACCCCAGUAGUGAAUCAAGUUAAGGUUUUAGUGGAAAGUAACAAAAUAUCACGCAGUAAGAUCCUGGCCAUCGUGGGAACUGCUGAAAGUAACAGUGAACAUCCUCUUGGAACAGCCAUAACAAAAUACUGCAAGCAGGAGCUGGACACUGAGACCUUGGGUACCUGCGUAGAUUUCCAGGUUGUGCCAGGCUGUGGUAUUAGCUGUAAAGUCAUCAAUAUUGAAGGCUUGCUACAUAAGAAUAACUGGAAGAUAGAGGAAAAUAAUAUUAAAAAUGCAUCCCUGGUUCAAAUUGGUGCAAGUAAUGAACAGUCAUCAACUUCAUCUUCCAUGAUUAUUGAUGCCCAGCUCUCAAGUGCUCUUAAUGCCCAGCAGUACAAAGUCCUCAUUGGUAACCGGGAGUGGAUGAUUAGAAAUGGUCUUGUUAUUAAUAAUGAUGUAGAUGAUUACAUGACUGAGCAUGAAAGAAAAGGUCGGACUGCUGUAUUGGUGGCAGUUGAUGAUGAGCUGUGUGGCUUGAUAGCUAUUGCUGAUACAGUGAAGCCCGAAGCAGAAUUGGCUGUCCGUAUUUUGCAGUCUAUGGGCUUAGAAGUAGUUCUGAUGACUGGAGACAACAGUAAAACAGCUCGAUCUAUUGCUUCUCAGGUUGGCAUUACAAAGGUGUUUGCUGAAGUUCUCCCUUCUCAUAAGGUUGCUAAGGUGAAGCAACUUCAGGAGGAGGGGAAACGGGUUGCAAUGGUAGGAGAUGGAAUCAAUGACUCUCCAGCUCUGGCAAUGGCUAAUGUUGGGAUUGCCAUUGGCACAGGUACAGAUGUAGCCAUUGAAGCAGCUGAUGUGGUUUUGAUAAGGAAUGAUCUUCUGGAUGUAGUGGCAAGUAUUGACUUAUCAAGGAAGACAGUCAAGAGGAUUCGGAUAAAUUUUAUUUUCGCUCUGAUUUAUAAUCUAGUUGGAAUUCCCAUAGCUGCUGGAGUUUUUAUGCCCAUUGGUUUGGUUUUGCAGCCCUGGAUGGGAUCUGCUGCAAUGGCUGCUUCAUCUGUUUCAGUAGUACUCUCCUCUCUCUUCCUAAAACUUUACAGAAAACCAACUUAUGAGAAUUACGAACUGCAUGCCCGAAGCCAGAUGGGUCAGAAGAGGCCUUCAGAGAUCAGCGUUCAUGUUGGAAUAGAUGACACCUUGAGAAACUCCCCUAAACUGGGUUUGCUGGACCGGCUUGUUAAUUACAGCAGAGCCUCCAUAAAUUCACUGCUGUCUGAUAAACGGUCCCUCAACAGCAUUGGUACCAGUGAACCUGAUAAGCAUUCACUUCUGGUGGGAGACAGUAGGGAAGAUGAUGACACCGCAUUGUAACAGGCCACACAGAGUACUACUAGCUUAUGUUGUUACGUGCUGAUACAGCAUUAACGAUACCUCCUUAACUUCUUGAAAUAUUGCGGAAGGACUUUCUGUUGGUCUCAUGCCCUUAUGUUAGGGAAUAUCUUUGAAUUGCAUUUGUCUAGUGGCAAAAAUAUCUUUUUUUCAGAGCAUUAGCUCUCAGCCUAGCUUUAUUUAAGGUAAAUUGCCAAUACUUUUUGUUUUCACUAGGAACAGAUAAGGUAGGCCAGUGAGGUUUACAACAAGCCCCACAAUUGAGGAUUGCGGAAUUGCUGCUAAAGUGACAGAUGACUUUUUCUUUGACCAAAAAGAAAAGACUCAAGAAAAAGGAUACUUAAAAGUUUGAAGAUCUGAGACCAUGAUCUUGAGGACAUUCUUGAGCUCUCAACCCUGCCAGGUUGGGGAACAAGGGCUUUUAAAACACUGUAUAAAGCAUCUGGUUUUAGAUGGAAAACAGUAGAAACGGUUUAAAAAUAGACGUGCCUUAUUUAUUAUAGGCUUUCUUCUCCCCUGAUUGUCCCUGCAUCUUUGUCUUUGCAGUUGUUUUCAUAGAUGCCUUAGUAUGAUUCUUUAUUGUUGUUGUUCUUUCCAGUGAGUUAAGUGUAGGUGAUUUUUGAUUGAUAAAAAUAACUGAUAACUUUUCCAAUAUCAUCUUCCUUUCUUUUUUUUGUAGCCCAAAAGACCAUAAGGGUCCAGAGGGUUUCUUGUUUCCUAUCUUUCCAUUGUAAAAAAAAAUGGAUUGGAUUCUUCUUUCAUUGUCUCCCUAGCUCUGUACAAACCUUCAAUUCACUCCUGCUGACUUUCACUAUAAAUUGUUCUUAAUAUAUCAGCCUCAGUCCAGAAAAUUAAGAUUUUUUUAUUAACAUAUAUUAUUUGCCCGAGGGGUACAGGUCUGUAAAUCAUCAGGUGUACACAUU